This is a messenger RNA of Engraulis encrasicolus (European anchovy), 2414 nucleotides long. RefSeq names its product gastrula zinc finger protein XlCGF57.1-like. The transcript is spliced from 2 exons. The record is from RefSeq and is a predicted model, not a curated record. Gene Ontology annotation, biological process: regulation of DNA-templated transcription. Lineage: Eukaryota; Metazoa; Chordata; Actinopteri; Clupeiformes; Engraulidae. Bases 29 to 1414 code for a protein of 461 amino acids. Gene Ontology annotation, molecular function: RNA polymerase II cis-regulatory region sequence-specific DNA binding; DNA-binding transcription factor activity, RNA polymerase II-specific.
CUCUGAUCCUUUGACUACCGGCACCUGGAUGAAUGGGAAUCUUCAUAGACAUUCAUUACAAUUCACAAUGAGUAUGAAUGACAUAAAGGAAGAGGACAUUUAUGACUUUCUACCAGAGCAUUUGUCUACAGACAUGAAAGGUAGUGGUACUUGGACACCAAUGUGUAAAGAGGAGCCAUGUUUGUCACAUGAAUUUGAAGGAGGGGAGAAUUCUAAGGUCAUGCAAUGUAGUGGGCAUGAGAUCAUGUCUACAAUUCAGCCAGCAACUCCAUCACAACAGUCAACAUCUUUGAAGGUGAUUAAAGAAGAAGACAUGUAUGAUUUCCUUCCUGAGUAUCUGUACAAGACAAAGGAGGAAGAGAAUGAAACUAACCAAUCAUUCUUGAAAGAAGAAGCCAUGGACAUGAAAAGUGAAACGGAGUCUUCUCUAAUGGACUACAAUGAUGACAUGGCUUUAAAAGGUGACAAACAGACAGCUGGGGAAAGGUCUUAUCAGUGUGCCACAUGUGGAAAAGGCUUUGCAAAGAAAAGUCACCUCAUCACCCAUCAGAGAAUCCAUACUGGAGAAACGCCUUACCAGUGUGCUACAUGUGGCAAAGGCUUUAAACAGAAAGGUGAUCUCAUCAUUCAUCAGAGAAUCCAUACUGCAGAAAGGCCGCACGAGUGUGCGACAUGUGGAAAAGGCUUUACACGCAAAGGUUAUCUCAUUACUCAUCAGAAAAUCCAUACUGGAGAAAGACCUUACUGCUGUGCCACAUGUGGAAAAGGCUUUGCACAAAAAAGUCACCUCACUACCCAUCAGAAAACCCAUACUGUAGAAAGGCCUUACUGUUGUGCCACAUGUGGAAAAGGCUUUGUCCGGAAAAAUGAUUUCACUAACCACCAGAGAAUCCACACUGGAGAAAGGCCGUACCAGUGUACAACAUGUGGAAAAGGCUUUGUACGGAAAAAUGAUCUCAUUUACCAUCAAAGAACCCAUACUGGUGAUAGGCCUUACUGGUGUGCCACAUGUGGAAAAGGCUUUACAAGGAAAAGUCACCUCAUCACCCAUCAGAAAAUCCAUACUAGAAAAACACCAUACCACUGCGAUACAUGCGGAAAAGGCUUUAAUGAGAAAGGUAGCCUCAUCAUUCAUCAGAGUACCCAUACUGCGGAAAGGCCUUUUGAGUGCACUACAUGUGGAAAAUGUUUUGUACGUAAUUGGGAUCUCAUUUACCAUCAGAGAACCCAUACUGGAGAAAGGCCUCAUCAGUGUGCCACAUGUGGAAAAGGCUUCAGAUACAAAGGUGAUCUCAUUUACCAUAAUAGAACCCAUACUGGGGAAAAGCCUUUCCAGUGCACUACAUGUGGAAAAGGCUUUGCACGUAAAGAUCACCUCAACGUGCAUCAGAAAAUCCACAUAGACUACAACUAACAUCGUUGCACAAGACCCAUAUUACUCUGAAGUACUGUGACAGAACAUCUGCAUGUUGAGACUGUGGAACAGUAACAGAACAUCUGCAUGUUGUAUGGGAGCCAUGGUUAUUGUAAAUUCAGAUGGCAGCACGGACGGUAUAAAACCACAUAUUUCUAGAGACAUGCACAAUAUCAUUUCAAUUUUUAGUGUUGUUUUCUCAUUUAUAUUGUUCUAAGUUUUAUUUUCAUGAAUUGUACAAUUCGAUUGCUAUAUUACAACUUUUAAGUCCUUCAGAAAUGUAUCACUUCCUUUUGUCUUUUUGACUCCUUUCUCAAUUAAGCUUUUUUCUAAUGGCCCAAGGUAUGUUUUAUAGAGAAUUCCCUUAAUGUAUGGAAUGCGUUAGGAAAUGACAGUAUACCUUCACAAAUACAGAGAUCCAUAGCAUGUCCUCUAAUGCUACAACACACAUUAAGGGUGAGUUUAGGAGAACAACAAUUGAUUAUUUGAUCAUUUGAAGCUGUUAAUGCUAGGGAGUGUUGAGAUGGCUGAGGAUAACACGAAACCACAGGAGCAACAGGCCACAGGAAAAGGGGCCACAAGUACAGUAGAUGUUGAGUGAAUGUUAAAGUUAGCUGCAGGGAUGGCUAAAAUUAACCGAAAUGUUCACAAAAGGAAUUGAUUGAAAGCUCAGCCUCCCCAUUCACAAUGACACCAAACAUAACAAAGUAAAACAUCCCCAUAUAUCUAUCUAAAAGCUCUGAGGAAGAACAUUGUUGGCCGAAACAUGUUGGCAAUUUUUAACAGUUCCAUUAUGAACUAGCUAAGUUUAUUGAAAUCUUUUCAACCAAGAAGAAGAGUGCCUUGGAUAUUUUUGAUAACCUGGAUCCCCAUAUAUCCCCAUUGAUAUGAUGAUGACACAACAUCUGCUUUCUGUGGUGGCAUCACAGGGGGGCUUUUCCUCUUUACAUCCACACAUCAAGGCCCCUUGAGAAAAUAUGUGACAAACAAAGCAGUGUUU